Messenger RNA from Ceutorhynchus assimilis (cabbage seed weevil), 3807 nucleotides. Lineage: Eukaryota; Metazoa; Arthropoda; Insecta; Coleoptera; Curculionidae. The record is from the annotation of a GenBank genome assembly.
AUGAAGCAAAUUUUCGUAGUUCUGGUUUUGACAACAAUCGUUACAUCAAGAAUCACAAUACCUAGUAAAAACGAUAUCUUUAGUACAAAAGACUUGGACAAAUAUGUAUUUCAUAAAAUGAAAUAUUUUUCACAACGGUAUUGUAAUAUCUUUACCACUCCUUUGGACCAAGAUUGUUCAAAUAUAAUAACAAAAAUAGCCAACAAGAUGUAUUGCGUUUAUUCUACAUUUAAUCAAAUUCAUGGUUACUACUAUUUACGCGAAACAAUAUCCACGACGACAUUUAUAGUAAUUGAGGAUUACCGGAAUUUUGCAAAAAUAUUUGAUGAAUUUGCCAAAUCUGAUUAUUAUAUUAACAAAGGACAUUUUGAAAUUUUCAUUUGCAAAUCACUAAUACACAUUGAAGAUGUUUCACGUAUAACAAAAAUAAUUUUUGAGGCAAAAUUAUUGGACUAUUCACUAAUUUAUCAAAAUAUAUCCCUGAAGGAAUCAUAUUUCAAUCCUUUUUCGAAUAAACUUGACAUUAGGGAUGUAAAUAAAAUAAACACUCACCAAAAUGUUUCUAUAUAUCCAGAUGUCCUGAAAGAUAUGCGAAAACACCCGUGGACAAUUCUAACCCUUCCAAAUUUAGAAAGAAUUUUUGUAUGCGCUUGGGAUUUUGCUUUUGUAAAUUUUUUGCCAAAGUAUUUCAAUUUAACCCUUGAAUUGAGGUAUUUUAAGCCUAGCAAAAGUGGCAAUGCUAUUGACGUGCUCGCUAGAAAAAUAGCAGGAGAAGACUUGGAAAUGUUUACACUAACUCAACCAAUUAGUUAUGAGACUUUACCAAGAGAACAAAAGCUAGUCGAAACCAGUUAUCCGUUAAUUACAAAUAAUUAUGUAGCUUAUGUACCAAAACCAAUGAUGAAACAGCGUUGGAAGAUAUUUUUCAAUUUUCUACUCACCGUCUUCUUGCCUUCUUUUUUUGGUAGCUGCUUCAUUAUGGCUUUACUUAACAAGUACUUAUCCAGGAAUCGCAAAAACAAUAAAUUGGAGUUACUCGGUUUCAUGUCUCUUCAAUUGAAUAUUUCAUAUUUUCAAUUUGAAAAUAGAAAGACUAUAUUAAAAUCAAUAUGGUUGUUAUGGUGUGUCCUUUCUGGCGCAGUCUAUAAUUCAAUAUUAUUCCGAAUUAUACUGAUGCCUCAAUAUUCAUCUAUAGUUACCAGUUUAUCAGAUUUAAAUUCGACAAAUCUUAUAGUUUACGCAACUGAAACUGUGUUUCCUUUCAAAAAUACAGUUGUUUUAAAGCCAUUGGAUUGGAGGCAGAAAAUAUUUGAGAAUAAAGGGGAUGCAGUGUUCAUUGGAGCUGAAGUAGUGUUGGAAACUAUCGCUAAGUAUUUUGAAAUGCGAAGCUUAUAUUUCAGCUAUGAAGUACUGCCAGAAGUAGUGAGACCAGCGCUAGGAGGAUAUAUUUUAAAAAAGCGUUCUCCAUAUUUCGAAAAAAUACGACGCUUGCAGUUUAUCGUGCACGAGUUUGGUUUUACGAAUGCGCUAGCAUUUAGACCUCGAGAACGUCAAGAUCAAAGUUAUUUAAAUAAAUUUAUGAAUUUUGAAGAUUUUGAGGGUGUAUUUAUAGGGUUAAUCGCUGGGUUAUCUAUAAGCAGUUUAGCAUUUUGUGUAUCGAAAGAACCUUCUGAAAUGAACCAGUUUUUCCUCGUUUUACUUUCGACUACAAUAGUCAUGUCAACAAUAACGAUACCUAGUAAAAAUGGUAUUUUCAGCACAAAAGACUUAGAGAAAUAUGUGUAUUAUAAAAUCAAAUACUUUUCACACCGUUAUUGCAAUAUUUUUGCUAAUCCAUUGGCGCAGGAUUGUUCAAAUAUGAUAACAAAAAUGGUCAACAUGAUGAAUUGUGUUUAUUCUACAUCUGAUCAAAUUGAUAAUAACAGCUAUUUACAAGAAACAGUAUCUACGACAACAUUUCUAGUAAUUGAAAAUUAUCAAAAUUUUGCAAAAAUAUUUAAUACAUUUGCUAAAUCUGAUUAUUUUAGCAACAGAGGACAUUUUGAAAUUUUCAUUUGCGAUUCAAUAAUACAUAUGGAAAAUAUUUUACGUAUAUCAAAAAUUAUUUUUGAAGCAAAACUAUUGGACUAUUCACUAAUUUAUCAAAAUAUAUCCCUAAAGGAAUCAUAUUUCAAUCCUUUUUCAAAUGGACUUGAUAUAAAGGACGUAAAUAAAGUAAGCACUCACCAAGAGGUUUCUAUAUAUCCAGAUGUGCUUAAAGAUAUGCGAAAACAUCCGUGGAGAGUUAUAACCCUUCCAAAUUUGCAUAAAAUGCUUGUUCCCACUUUGGACUUUACUUUUAUGAGCUUUCUGCCAGAGUAUUUCAAUUUAACACUUCAAACGAAUUAUAUGAAUGAUAGUCAAAAUGAAUUUAGUUUUGAAGAUAUCAUUGAUAAAAUGGAAAGGGAAGACGUUGAAAUGUAUACACUUACUCAGCCGCUUAGUUACGACAAUUUUCCAAGAGAAAAAAUGUUAGUCCAUACUUCAUAUCCUUUUAUAACAAAUAAUUUUAUAGCUUUUGUACCAAAGCCAAAGAUGAUAAAGCGAUGGGAAGUAUUCGUCAAAUUCCUUUUCACCGUUUUUUUGCCUUCUUUUUUGGGUAGCUGCUCCAUUAUGGCUUUACUGAACAAGUACUUAUCUAGGAAUCGCAAAAACAAUAGAUUGGAAUUACUUGGUUUUUUGUCUCUUCAAUUAAAUAUUUCGUAUUUUAAUUUCGAAAAGAAAACUACUAUAAUAAAAUCAAUAUGGUUGCUGUGGUGUGUCCUUUCUGGUGCAGUUUUUAACUCAAUAUUAUUCCGAAUAUUAUUGAUGCCUCAAUAUUCCUCUGUAGUUACGAGUUUAUCAGAUGUUAACUCGACAAAUGUGAAAGUUUACGCAAUUGACAAAGAGUUUCCUUUCAAAAAUAUAGUUGUUUUAACGCCAAUAACUUGGGGGUUGAAAGUAUUGGAAAAUGGAGGAGAUGCAGUAAUUAUUGGUCCUGAAAUAGUGUUGGAAACAUUCGCCAAGUCUUUUGAAAUGAGAAACUCAUAUUUCAGCUAUGUGGCACUGCCAGAAGUAGUGAGACCAGCGCUAGGAGGAUACAUUUUAAAAAGACGUUCCCCGUAUCAUGAAAAACUUCGACAUUUACAGUUUAUUGUGCAGGAGAAUGGUUUCACGAAAGCGCUAGCAAUAAGAGUUCCGGAACGUCAAGAUCAAAGCUAUAUUAUGUUUGCUAUUUGCCAAAUUAAUAUCCUCGAUUAUUUUAUUUCCAAUUUUUAUAAAUACUCCAACAUUAUAAAACAAGAGCAAAAUUGCACCGAAGAUGAAUCUUAUAGAAUACUGCAAAGAGAAUUGAUAAUAAUGCACCAAGAAGUCAUAAGCUAUGUUAAAGAUCUUAAUGGAGCCUUAAAGUAUAUAAUGCUCAUGGAUCUUGUUCCUAGCUCCGUACAGUUAGCUGGAAUAUUAUUCCAAAUGAUGACAAACUUGAGCGUGAUACAAUGUAUAUUACUGGGACAUUUCAUUCUAACUCUAAUAGCCAGAAUUUUUAUUUACUGUAACAGCGCAAAUACUUUGGUUGUUAAAAGUGAAGCUAUAGCCACUUCGUGGUACAAUAUGGAUUGGACCAAACUGCCAACUGAUAUGAGAAGAAAUGUUGCUUUAUGUAUACUUAGAGCGCAAAGGCCGCUGUAUAUUAGCAUUGGAGAUAUGGGGAAAAUUUCAUUGAAUACUUUUUUGGCAAUUUUGAAAGGCACUUAUUCCUAUAUGAUGCUUUUAACCACCAUAAAAUAA